AUGACACGCAAGGUUUUUCAAGAUGAUUGCGACCAAAUUGUAUUCCUCAUCGAUUCGAAUCCUUCGUUUUGGGGAUCUAACUUUUCAUCCGUGGAGGCAGCGAGCGCCAUUCGAUUGUGCGUGUUAAAAAUUCUCACUUAUUUUGCUGAUUAUGGCAAACGAAAACGAUCAAGUCUUCGAUGGGGAUACAAAUUCUUCAGUUCAAGAUCACUCUUACAUCGGUUUGAAAGACACGAGUUCAAGGAAUUUACUGUGACUGUCUUUGAAGAGUUUGAAACUCUGGUGUGUAAAAGAUUAACCGAAUCCUUUGCCCACGAUUUGCAAGGAAGCCUUGUUGAACAUAAUUCUCAGGAUGGAGACGAAUCGACAAGACGUAAGAAAGCGCCAGCUGCAGCUAAAUGUAUAUCUUGUGCUUUUACCAAUACAGUACACGAUUUCCAGUGGGAGAAACCUGAUUUAAGUUCACCCAUAAGAAGAACGCGUGAAAAUAAUGCCGAAUCGCUUCAUGGCAACUGUAGAUCAAAGACGCAAAAUGUCAUGUUUCUGUUGAGUGGUUGCCCUAGCGAUGAAUUUGCAAUCUCAUACUUUACGGGGGAAAAUUCAUCCUCACUACCAACGUUGGAAAGUUUUAAUAACAUUUUAAUGCCCCCAGUGUUGAACAACGAAUUUAAAGACAGGCACAUUACCUUGCAGUGGAUAAACACUGGAAAUAACCAGUAUCAGAAGGUAUUGAAUGUGUAUAAUGUUUGUUUAUUAUUUGUUUUACGUCAGCUCGCUUUGCCAAUUUUGAUUUUGGUGUGUGUGAGGAAAACUCUGCGUGAAUUGAGUGAGAUCUUUCUUGAGCAUGGGUUGCUUGUUGAUAAGAUACCGUGUUGAAUGAAGGCCUAAUUGCCAUGCGCUUGGUACAGCAAGCUCAUUUACGACCAAUUGUUGAUCAAUAAAUGGAUGCUCACACUGUUUGAUGAGAGAAAACAAGAUGGCUAGUCCAGAAGUUUGAGCUGCAGCGAUUUCAAAGGCUUGAUGCAAUUGAGGCAGAGUCUCAUUUUCUCCGUCUACGUAAAUAGAGAGGGGAAGUGUGACGUCACAUUACCAUGGUAGCAAAAUUUUUGGAUCACAACAAAAGGGACUGACAACGACAGGGAGGGUAACGAGAAUGGCGAAAAAAGCAAUAGGUUUAUUAUUUACCAAAGAACAACUUUGCAAGUGAAUUACAUUUUUGUGUACAUUUUUUAACCAUUGUUGCACAACUGUGACAUUAAACUUCCUAAUUUCAGGCACCGCUUUACAGAGUAGGUGAACACAACACAAAAAGUUUGUUUUUCUCUCUCAUAACUCAGAUAUGGUCGUUUCGGAUUCAACCCAGAAAAUUUUGCCAAAAUAUGAAAAAUUAAAUGAAAUCGAAUAAGAUCGAUGAGGUUUGAACAGUUCAAAUUUACUUUUUAAGUGAAUUUUCAGUUUGUUGUCAUCCAAAAAUUUUGCAUUAAUCCAGUUUCUGAGGGCAUGCUGCCUCUGAAAAUUUUGAAAUUUCAAAGCCCUAAAAUGUGAUUUCCAGCAUUCUUGGACUAAAUUGAGUACAAAAAAGUGUGUUUUUCAUUCAAGAAAAUGUGGCUUUCAUUCUUUGCAUUACUUGAUCACGUGAUCAACUUUCGGUAAACAGGAAAACAGUUCACUUUUGAAAAAUUUUGUUAGGACAAGCUGAAAGAGCAUAUUAAAAUAAUUUAAGUAACCUGAAAAUUUUCAGCCAUGUAUCUCAAAUGUAGCGAUCGUAACUGCCACUGAAAGUUGGAAGCAUUUGUAUGAGAAAAACAACUUUUGCCACCCAGUCACGCUUGCAUGGUUUUACGUACAAAUCCUUGUGAAUUCUAAACUUUUUAGACUGUCAUUAAAUCUUUCCCUUACGCAUUUAAGGGCUCAAAUUGCCUGUUAUGAAUUAAAAGGAGAUUUGAACCCUGUAAUGCUUAAGGAAAUAUUUGAUGAAAGUUUUGAAAAUUUCAAAAUAUUACAAGGAUUUGUAUGGAAAGCCAUGCAAGCUUGACUGGAUGUCAAAAGUUGUUUUUCUCAUACAAAUGCUUCUAACUUUUGGUGGCCGUUGCAAUCGCUACUUUUGAGAUAUAAUAUGCCUGAAAAUUCUCAGCUGACCUAAUUUUAAUAUAUGCUCUUUCAGCUUGUGCUAACAAAAUUUUUCAAAAGUGAACUGUUUUUUGUGUUUACCAAAAGUUGAUCAAGUCAUGCUAAGAGCCUAUUAUUUUACCUGUCCCUAGUAACUGUAGUCCCAUAAGUCUUUGUGAAUGUUAACUCAGCCCAGUUUCCUUCUCAUUUCUAAAGUGGUGAAUUGGUGGUGAUAACCAGCCUGUACAUAAUACAGCAUAGGAUCCCACCAAAACCCUUAGCAGCUAUUGUACAAUGAUAUAUACAAAUGUAUUAUGUAAAAGGUCAAAAAUAAAUUCAGGUUAAAUUUUUUUCACCUAGGUUGAUUCCCAAUUUUCUUUGUUCCUUAGCCCUAUUCAUGAAGGAUAUUAUAAGGCUAGGAGACAAAGAAUACAGAGAAUCAACCUAGGUUUUUGAAAAAUAUUUACUUGAGUCUAAUUUUGACCUACACUGUAUACAUAUUGUUGGUUUUCACAUGAUGUCACUAAAAUUCAAACUAAAAAUUUAUCAAUCUUGCCGAGAUUUUACUUUCAUGAUGCAUUAGAACAGCUGAAAACUAAUUUUCAUACAAAUUUUCGCUUCAAAAGAGUUUGUGGUUUUGUGAUAGAGUACGCUUGAAUUUCAAAGCUUUUGAGUGACGUGACAAUGACAUGAGGGCAAAGAGAGCUGUCAUGUAGGUUAAAAAAUGACUUAUUUCAGGAAAUUUUUCUAUCUAAACAGUUCAUGUAUUAGAAAAAGUAUUACUUUAAUGGUUAUGAUUUUCCCGAAUAGUAAAUUCACGCUUUUGUAGCAAAACUCGGUAACAGAUGUUUCUGUUGGUUCCCGUCCACCAUGUUGGAACUCAUCCAGGUGAGCACCAGCAUGGCGUCUCCAUACAAAUCUCUAUACGUUUGGGUAAAACAUUUCCUCGGAUAUCUCGUAUAUGAAAUAUUCCUCUGACCUGACUCUUGGCGAGGGUCUUUGUAUAUGUAACUGCUUUCAUUUCCCAGAUUCUGGACUUUAUCUGUUGAACGGUUUUGAUUUUUAUUUUGAUCUAUUUUGAAUGGCGUGAUGCUGAAAACCAGCAAUACAGUGACUAAAAUGUAUGCUAUUCUAUUUUAUAGAACACAAACAUGAUAUCACUUUUGGAAUCUUUUGUGGAACAGCUUGGUGGAUGCGUUAUCCCUCUUUCUUCAGUGAUUUUUAGUGGUAGUUUUUCCUCGCUUGGUACUGAUUCAGUUUCCCAGAACCAAUCCUCUUGUCAUGAAGUUAAGAAGACCUUUUGUACUAGCGGACCUUUAUUUGCUUCUAAAACUGUUAUGGAUUUCUUCUUGGCUGGAAAGACUAGAAAGUCUUCAGAUUUUAACCUCACUCAGUAUCAUUUUGAAGGGAAGACGACUCAUUCAGGAACUACAGCAUUAAUGUGUUCAUCAGGUAAAUUAUUUUGGAUUGCAUUUAUUUUUUACUGCAAUAACUCUAUCCCUGCAUCUCUGCAGGGCUUCUGAUAUUUCACGCAGUCACAGGGCCACAAAAUUCAGGUAAAUGCGAGAAAUUGUGUGAAAUUCACAAAAACACACAAAAUACUGUGAAAUUUGCUAGAAAUCAUAUCAAAAACAUGUCUGUACACCAUAUUUGAAACUAAUCUUGGCUAUUAAUUAGGGCUGUUUACUUGCUGUAAACUUGCAAAUUUAACUUGAAACUUCAUCACAGAAAUGAGCAAACAAUGUCCCAAAACUACCAGGCGUAGAUUAUGUUGCGAAAAACUGGGCACUAGCCAUGAUUUAGAAAACUUUGCCAUUGGUUCAUUUCUCGAUGGUAUUGUUGAAAGAGUGAAUGGUUAUCUCUGUUUAAAAAAACGUCAAAAAUACUGGUCGGAUUAUUGCAAAACCGAUCGAUUCUUAGCAAAAUUUGCCCAGAAAAUUCCCACAAAAUCAGACGUAUUUUAAUGAUUGUUUCUCGGCGAAGUUUACCCCAUAAAUUACUGCGAAAAUCCCGCAAAAUUGACCGAUUUUUCCACGAAUUUGUCCCUGAAAAUCCCGCAAAAAUUUGACUUUUUUAUCCGUGACCUAUCAGAAGCCCGGUUAAUGGGUGUUGAAUAGUUGCAUUAAUUAUUUUUCUCUUAGCAAAGUGGGUAUUUUGUACAAACAAUCAACUCCUUUGCUUAAAUGAUAACUGUUUUUGAUAUAACUGAAAUUACAUGUAGCCUGAAUUUCAGUCAUUACUUCAAGGUGCUUAUACUCCCUCAGUAAUGUCUGAAUUGAUGAGCUGUUAAUGCCAUCCAGUGACCCCUUAUGAUAAGGGACAAAAAAUGCAUACAGUGUAAUAAUUAUUAUCCUGUUCAGGAUCUGUCAGGAUUGCUGGAUUGAGGAGAUGUUUGGUCAAAGAAACCCUGCUGGGAACUAUCCUUAUAAAAUGCUUGUAAAUCAAAGGAAACACUUGACAGUUCAGAUAAUGAGUCAUGAUUCAAACCAACACAUGUACAUAAAACUGUUUGUGUUUAUUUGGAUUUCUAUUUUUUAAUUUUGUGUAUAGGCAUUGAUGAUAAAAUCCACUGUUCUGUGCUACUGAACUCCAUGUUCAAGCCCGCAUCAGUUCAGCCAAACUCAAGAAGCUUUCAGGAAGUUGCUAAUGUUCUUAAUGAUGGGCCAACCAACAGUUUAAGUGCAAACAACGCUACUGAAACAUUUCACUUUCCCACUCUAUUGUGGAUCAGAGGAGUGAUAAAUCACAGUAGUAUUUGCCCAACAUGGCUGCAUCCUUUGAAAGCAUACACAUGUAUUGGUUUGGAUUGUACACAGAGUUAUGAGUCAACAAACUCUGCCUCAUCGUCCAUGAGACCCCUCUCUGGGUGGUUUCAAGAACUCUUACUUUCCUUGGCAAAAGGCAACAAACUUCUGGUAUCUAAAACAUUUAACUUACCAAAAUCCUCUAUUAAGUUCCCCCUCUCAAAUAAGCUCUCCUUCUCUUAUAUGCCAUGAGGGAAGUUAGUUACUAAGCCCCCUCCCCUCCCCCUAUUAUUAUUCACUAAUAAAUUGUAGACUGUAUUAAUCAUGACUGUAAAACUUUGUGUGGCUUGAUCUAGGGUGGUUCAUGAAGCCGAGGAUCGAAAACGAAUCCGAACUUCCAGCUGGUGAAUAUAUAACAAUUAUUCACCGAAGUGGAGGUGGCUUUUAGUGGAUAUUUUCUGAGACCGCGAAGCGGCGAGGUAAAUAUCCACUACUAGCCACCGACACUGAGGUGAAUAAUUGUUUUAGUACAUACUAAAACAGUGAGAUAAUUGAGCACAAAAUGAUGAUUUUUAACUCAUUUACUGUUGCUAACGAUUACAAUUUUGCCGUGCAAUGACCAAAUGGCCCGGGUCGUCGCUUUUUCUUAGUGACAAAUAAAACUUUUGAAGGCGUUUGUUUAGCUCUUGCGGGAAAGUUUCUUCAAAAAGGAGUUGUGAAUUCUGUUUGUACUUAAAAUAAUUCUGUAAAAAAGAUUAUUAAAUUUAGUUUUAAGCUUAUUUAUGAACAAGUCAACUAAAUAAAGUAACACAAGACUUAAGCUUAAUUUGCAAAAAAGACAAAGCUUUACCUGUUAAAACUUCCAAACCGAACUUUGUCACCUUCUUCAUGUAUUUCGGAAAUAGCUUGCUUGAUUAGAUCAUCCCAAAGGAACGUAUCCUCUCUCCUUCAGUUUAUGACUGUGACAGGCAGCUUGCUGUAGCUUUGAAGGAGGUGAAUAGGCAACAAGAAAGUAAUGCAUUUUAGUUGUUUUUUAAUUCCUAUUUUUAUGUGUAUUUUAUUUAACAGGUUAUUGAUUUCAUUGACUGUGACAGUGGUUUACCAGUGAGUGGUGUCCUACAGCCUUUAACUUCCAUCUGUGGAGUAAUAAGUGUCAUCUCCUCAGAAUUUCUUGUGAUGUUUGAAAAGUUUCUUCUCUGGGAUGACAAAACUGCUCUGUUUGACAAAGAGAAUGCUGGAGGCUUAGAAGCUUCAAGCAAACUUCUCAAUGGAUGCAAGAUAGCUGGACAAGCUGCUAAGCCAAGUGAAGUUUUUUUUACUGUUCCCAGAUCUGAAACAAGUCAGCAAGGUAAAUGGAUGUGUUAAUAAUACUUUUAAUAUAUUUAAAGUACCCUUGUUGGAAGCAAAAUCAUUUUCAAAGCUGCUUAUAGUCAGGUGUUAUGUGCUUGUUUUUUCGUAUUAUUGGUCUGUGAAACAAGACAUGUUACAACUACAUGUACCUGACAAUUUGUGUGCAUUAGCUGGAACUGAUGUGUUUGUUAGCAGGGUUUGUGGUUAAACUUUUGUUACUAAGACUUUUGUUUUUAAAUCAUAAUUUCAGGUUUAUGUGUUUUAAAUUAUUAUAACAUCAUCGCUAAUUCGUAAUCUUUGCAGUUAGUAAUUCAAAUUUUGUAUUCUGAUUUUGCCUUACGUGUAAUUUUACCCAUUGGAUAUCUGUAAACUGGCCAUAUGAUUAACCAUCUUUACCACAUAAAAUAAAGUGUGUAUGUCUAUUUCUUAAACUACACAGUAUGGUGUGGCUCACGCCAAUCAGGAGAAGGGAAUUUUUAAGUACUUAUCGAAUGACCACAAUUCUCAUUGAUUAACCUCUUGUAGAUGCUGAAGCAAAUGAAGAAAGACAAUAUGAAGCUGGGCUUCUUGAUCCAUGGAUAUGUUUUCCUGUUUUUGAUAGUAAGGAUGGCUUAGGUUGGGGAGAAUCAAGAGGGUGAGUAACAAUUGAACAGAAGCUUUACAACAGCUAGUUGUAAAGAGGAUAAAAACACAGUCUUGCAAGCAAGAUUAGACUUACAUGUAGACUGAGAUUAUGGAUUGAGGGGGAAGGAUUGACACAGUUGGCCAGUGUGUGGCAUUCUGUGCAAAAGGUCCAGGGGUCAAUUCCUAGGUGUGACCUCAAAUCCUUGUUUUGACUUCUUAAAUAUGUACCUUUCAUUUUACAGUACAGUACAGUACAGUAGCUUUAAGUAGCAUAAAAUACUUGUAAAAGGAGCACUAAUGAAGAGAUGGAGUGUGGGAUGAGUUCAGCCUCAGGUUUGUUGGUCAGAUGAUGAGUGUUUCGCUCUGCCAAUUGAUGUAAGAUAAGGACCCUUUAGCCAGUUAUUACAAGAAGUUCUAAUUUCAUCCUUAAGACCAUGACAUAAUUUGGGACCUAAGGUCCACAUUCUGUUAGAUACCUUGUGCAUAGAAGUAAGUCUACACCUGUACGGUUGUUACACAAUGUAACUGUAAGUAAUUAGAGCAAGAGAACUAAGCAUUGAUGGCAAGGCUCUCUCUACUGGCUGUGUUAAUUUCCACCAUUUUUUUAAACAAGUGAGGCAUUAUUUUGUGAAGUUUAAAACAAUUUAUCAGUGAAUAUAAUAUUCACAGGUCAGACAAUGAAUCAGAAGAAGAAGGUGAUGAUGAGAGCAACGAGGCAACUCUUAUGAAACAACUAAAGAUUCUUUACAGCAAUAAAGAAGAAAAGCAGAAAUCGUUGGUCCUUAGAGAAAGAAGAUCACCGAGGCAUAAAAAGGAAAAAUUAGCUACUCCAAAGAAAUUAAAAUUGAAACAAGAUAUGCCGAAGCUAAGGUAAGGUUUUGAUGGACUUUUGUUUAAAAAUCUUAACACAAUGGACAUUUUAAUCAUACAAAAUGUAGUUAUCCAACAGGACGAAGUUACAUUUUACAUUUCUACAGUUACAUUUUACCGAAAAUUAUUUGUUUGGGAUGAAAGAUGAGAGAUAGUUCAAUAAUAGAAUGUAUUGUAAAUGAUUACAAACUCAGGGCUACUGUGACAUUUAUCUUGUGGUCAGAGUGGACUUCAUCUUGGCAUCUGCAAUUUUUUUUGUCUAGAACUGUAAUAGCUUUGCCCUUCUGCAGGAAUGAAUGAUCAUUAAAGCCCUUCCCUAAAGCUAACAAAAAUUAUUGGUCAUUACUGUAUAAAUUUAUUUACAAAGGCAAAAACAAGAGUACAUGCACAUACAUGUAGUUGAUAAACUUGGUAAAACGUUUCUCCUGCUUUUACUGUAUGUUAUUAAAAGGAGCUUUUUAUAAUUUAAUAUACCCUCUUCAUUUUAUUGCAGUAUGGGACUAGUAGAUGCCCAAGAAAUGGGAAAUAAAUAAGUAAUUAAUUGCUUUUGUUUUGAUAGUGCAAAUGUGAUGGAGGAAACAGAGAAAGUUGACCAGGAAGGUGCUAUACCUGAUCAAAACAUAACACAACCUUUUGCUGAGGGGAAUAUAGAAUUAUCAGGUAACAACUGUGAUGUCACUGGGGAAGUCAAUAUGACAGGUGAUACCAAUGAAAUGGAGGAGCCCCCAGAGGAAACAAAAGGUGCUGGUAUAUACUAUAGCUACAUUGUAAAGGGUAGACACUCCAAUCAAACCAUAUGUGCCAUAGGGACAUACAGCUUGUGAUAAAAUUAGUUGUCGCCUUCAACCACUUACACUGUAUAUUGCAGUGGGACCUCAAUUUAAUGAACUUCCUAGUCUAUAUAACAAAGUUCUUGGUAUGACGAAUGAUUAUUCUUUUUACUCCAGUAAUAGUAAAAUAACUAUAUGAAAAAGAACCUUGAUAUAACGAAACAUUGUUACAGCAAACAAAUUUUACCAGUCUCUUGGCCCUUGUUCGUUAUAUGGAGGUUCUAGUGUAGUUGAAUAUCUGCCAAUCAUUUUGUGCCCUAGCAGCUACAUGUAUAGCAGGUGCGUAUUGCUAGAUACAUUUUUGAGAGUUUCAUUUACUUACUGUCAAAGUCUGAAAACUGUGAGCACCUUAAAUGAACAUAAUAUAUCAGGAAUUUUGACUGUGUAGUGACUGGUCUAAAGGUCAGCUAUAUAUCUUGUAAACCGUCUUUGCAAAUGUGGUUGACCUUUUUAACUGGGGUAAUGUGACAAAAAUACAGUUAAGCCUAUAUGAAGGGUUAAAACUGCAUUUAUACAAUUACGCAUUAAAAUUGUUGUUUGUACAAUGCAUGCGGUGUAGUCUUAAUGAUUAUCUUGAGAAAAGAAAUACUGAUUGCUGUUAUCAUUACUUUUAUUCUGAGAAAUUUUUGACGUGUACUUUUUGUAGAUGAAGUUGAGCUGGUUAAAACCAUUGAUGGUAUAUGUAACAAAGUUAUUUUUGAGGUAAGAAAUAAACAACACAGUUAUGAAUUACCUUACAAGUACAGUGUAGUACUCUCAACCUGGGUGAAUGAAGCACCAGGGUUUAUAAUGUACAUUGUAUCUUAACCCAUUCGCCCCUGAACCGCCCGUAACCGCCCGUGCGGAUCCACGUCCUUUCCACCCUUUGUGACGUCAUCAGUUUUAACAGUCAAGGACAACUUUGUCCGCUAACUUGUGCAGAGUGAAGAGAUCUUUCAAACCAUACCAGAAUGAGCACAAUUCAGUCAAGGAAACCGGAGAAAGAGGCAAAAAACCAUGUAACAUUGACCUGAAAAUCUCCAUGAAAAUCUUGUUCCAUUGCCCACCUACCUUUCCUUUCACCUAAUCCUAAGAUCCUAAAAGCUUUCCUAAAAAGUAUUCCCACCAAAAUGAAGCCUACUAAAUGCCCAGCAAGAGAAGAAAAAAAAUGAGGCAAAACAAGCGAAAAAAAAGGGGAGGAGAGAAAGCGAAAAGUAAAAGUCAAGACUGCUGUGUCACUUUUAAACCCAAAAACUGUCGAAAUUUUGCUUUCUGCGCAUGCUCGAACUUCGCAAGCUGAUAUUUUGCAUCUGGAUCAGAAGGCCGCGAAGUGUACGACCUGUAAAGCGGUUUGUGGUAAGUUUUAGCUCUUUAUAGCACAACAGUGACCAGAAAACCACUCGACUAGCUUCAAAACGCGUUUUUCGGCAAAAUCUCCAGGAGCGAAUGGGUUAAAACUUCUGUAUACACUCUAUAUUUGUUGUAACUUUUCAGCAAUUUUGAUUAGUGGUAUAUGUAAAUUUUCCUUGAAGCAAGCAAUUUUAACGAUUUUGGAAGAUAUAAUAGAAGGGAUUCCUGAAAAAAGGCAUAAUUUGCUUAUCACUGAUAAGCAAAUUACACCCUUUUUUCAGGAAACCCUUCGUAUAUUAAAUAGGGGGUAUUCAGCAAAUUGGAGGUGUACAGGUAUGACUAAGGUGCUGUAACUUGAACCCUAACCCUAAUCCUAACACCUUCAGUUACACACACACCCAUACCUGCAAAAGAAGCCCAAUGCAAAGUUAAGGUCAUUGCUGGGGAAGCUACUUCCCAGUAAAAGGCUAAUAUUGAGGAUAUGCUGCUGGAUGUGAUCGCAUUUACAUGACUACAUUCACAAAAAUGGGGUUGUGAAAGGCUUUAUGGGGUAAAUGCAUAAACAGAAAGUGAAUACACCGGUAUUGCAAAAAUUAGAUUUUCCCAAAAGUUACUAAGAUGGAGUCUAAUGGGGUAGGGGCUAUUAGAGGCCAGCGGCACAUACCCAGUAAAAAUUGACCCAAGUUACACUCCCCGCCGAGAGGUCAUUACAUUAUUAACUAGUGAAAUAGUGAGAUUUUUGUUAAACUUUACCGAUUGUUUGUUUAUGUUCUAUUUAAUUGGGAGGUCCACGUACUCAUUUAGGAGCAGUAGAAACUUCACGUAAACGAGAAAAUGAAGAUUUGCUUCUUGGGAGCUCCAGCAGACAAAAGCCGCCAAGUUUAAUGUGCGUGCUAAUCAGGGGUAAAAUUAUGACCAGUAAGAAUACUGAUUGUCUCAGAGUAGAGUAGCAAAAUUUGAAUGAUAGAAUUUUAUAUAUAUUUUAGUGUCCUAUCCCUGCAUCACUACUUACAGCUUAUGGCUACGUGAUUUAGGGUUAGUGGGCUAAUUUAUACUUUUUCAGUCUUGAAACUGUGAUGAAAAGCUUGUUCCACCUGACACUCGCACUUCCUCCCAUCUAAUCUUACAUUCCUGAAAGCUUUCCCAUAGACUAUUCUCAUCGAAAUAAAGGCUAGUAAAUGCUCAGAAAAAGAAAAACAGGUUUAGAAAAGCGAAAGAAAAGGAGAAGGGAGAAAAUGAAAAGUAAGGUAAGAGUCAAGAAUCGAAAGUUUGCUUUUUGCGGAUGCCCAAAAUUCUGAAGCUGAUCUUUUACGUCUUGAAAAAAGCCGCGAAGUGCUCGACCUGUAAACGGUGUUUUGGGCAGUUUUGGCUGUUUAUAGCUAGAGAGUGACCGCAAAAUGGUUCGACACUAACUUCAAAACGCUUUUUUGUAAGCAAAAUUUCCAGGAGCGAAUGGGUUAAGUAAAAAUUAAUGUCAAACUCUGAUCCGUGCUGUUUUUUCUUACUUUUCAACCUGUUUAGGGAGUAAUUAUUCCCACAGAAGUCAGCAAUAUAAUGACAGCUCUUUCUAAGUUUUAUCAAAAUGAUGAUAAAGACAGACAGAAGGUAACGUGUAAAUGGUUACUUCACUUUGGACAUCAUGUUUAUGUGUUUUUUGUUUAUGUUGUGAAACAACGAUGCUGAGGGUUUCAAAGAAAGAUCUGUUAUUUCUUUCCUCCUUUCACCACCCCUACCCCCUUGUGCUUGCGGUAAAUAAAUCCCCGCGGUUUUUAUAUUCAUACACGCGCUCGACGAUCUCUCUAGAGAAAAUAGACGGUUCUGUGAACAGGCUAUUUUGUUACUUACAUGUUGUCUUGCUACUUUGUUUCAGGAUAAUGUUUCACAGUUUUUGAAGGAAAACGUGCUCCAAACAAUAUCGAAACUGAGAGAAAAAUAUGAAGGGUGUGAUGCUAUCCUAAGAAAAGAACAGCAAGUUAGAGAGUAAGUUGCAUAUAAGCUAUUAACGCAGAGGUGCAAACUUAACAAAAUGCCAAAUGACAAACCCAACCAGUGGUGUUUAUAUGUCUAGAGAUCUACAGCCGGUAGAAACUACUACAUAAGAUAAGGAUGUAAUUCAAACUUUUAUCUUCUACACUGUGCUUUGUCCCGUGUUUUUUAAUACGUUUUAUUGCAUGUCAAUUACACUGCUGAAAUCUACACAUCCUAUAGCAAAUUUAGACUUGUAAAAACUUUUCAGUGUGCUAUUUUCCCUUAAGUUUUGGCCCCUAAAAAUCCAAAAAGUGGGGACCUUGUGUCCGCAUCAUUCUUUUGUUUUUUACUUUAGCUCCCUACAUAUAAUUAAGUGGGAGUUGUCGGCCUGGGAGUACGAGAUAGUAGAAUUAUUUAACUCUAGUUCAGCCGUGUUGAAUUCAGAAUGAAAUAAAUCUGAUAUACCAACGUUACUGGCUGGUUUUUCUUACUUACUUUACUUACCGGAAUUUUUGUUUCCAUGCCCCAAGAACAGAAAUAUAGGUGAUUUUCUUCGUUCAUAUUAUUAUAAUUCGUCAUAAGACACAUCGCUUCCUUAAAACUUCAACUGAGUGUUUUAUUUAGUUUUUUCUUGUCUGCAUCCAUCACCUCUUUCACAUUUCAAUUCUUCAUAGCCAAUAAUAUCACGGGUUAACUGACAGACCAAUAAAAUUUUGACUCUGGAGAUAACUAAUGCAGAGUUUGUCAAACUUCAGUAGUCACUGCCUGUCAACAGUCCACUCCUAUUCAAGGCAACAGUUGUCUCAGCCGGACGAUAAAAACUCUCUUUAACAUAACAUUUUUCUUUUAGGUAUCAGUUACAAAUCCUUCUUCGGACAGAGAUAGCAGUCCUUGUAAAUGCUGACGAAAAUAGUGCCCUUGCUGAAGAGGUUACACAUUUUAAUUAUCAUAACUUAGAAACAUAUAUAGUAAUGAGUAUUAUCCGAAACUCAUAAGGGGUUGAAACGUGUAACUCUCAUAUGUUUGCUUUGUCCGAUGCUCGUGAUUAUUCAUUUUCGAAAAAACCAUAUUUGGAACGAGAAGAAGAGAUAACUGACCAAUCAAAUUUCGUAAACAACGUGACGUAAUUUUCCUUCAGGUUCCCGCGCCCGCUUAAAAAAAUUGCCGACAAACGGGAGAAAAACUCCCGAAAGCCGAGAAAGCUUUCAAAGGUUGAAACCAGGAAUAUUACCGAAACACUGAGCAGGAUAUUAUUACCUUACCACCCGGGCCAAAGGUAACAUUAUGAAACCCACUGACUGCCUCGCAAUUUCUUGAAGUUGUCACUUCAAAAAACGAUGCCUCGUUGACCCUCUGCACAGUAAACUUAUACUGCAAAUAGGCUUUUAAAAUUCUUAUGUUAAAAGUCUAGAAUAAACAGUGAAAAAUAUUUUGGCAUAAAAUUCAUUAGCUGCUUAUCGAAAAGUGUCCAAAACCUGAACCUGACAUCUUCGCAAAAAGUGAUGCUUGUAAUGAAUGUGAGAAGCAUUUUAAAAGCUUAAAUUAAACUUAGAUGUUGUAGUCACGAUCGUGUUUUGAACUAAUUUUAUGAAUGAAAAAACUCAAAACAAUAGACAGAGAAGCCGUUUCUUGAAAAUUUUUAUUCAAAGUCCAAAAAGUUAAUCCUUUAAAGCAAUUCGGAAAACACUAGCUGGAUCGUGGAUCCGUUCACGCAAGUGAAAUCGGCCAAGAACAUGGCAAAAUUCUUCACAAAAUCCAUCUAAAAUCAGGGCACAUUUUGUAAUUUUUCUUUAGCGCCGAAGAGAAAAAUUUAUAAAACGUCUAUGAAACAUUUAAAAAUACAUAAAUUCCCUUUCAAAAACGUAAUUGUCUCGGCCACUGAGUGCAAAAUGUACCUGAAAAUUCAGCAAAAACUUCGCUAACUUGGUUGCAUUUUAAAACAGACCAUGGGCUCCGCCGUGAAGAAAACAAGGUUGAAUUCCUCAAAGGACGAUUUCUUGAUGAAAAGCUUCCCUUUCUCCACAAAAAGAAAGCUGAGCAUUCUUUUGAACUUUCUCUUUCCUUUUUUUGUCUUUUAAUGGUGUAUUUUUAACCUUGAAAUGCAGAACUCUUGUCUUAAAACAUCUGCAUGGUGAUCGCACAGUAGCCAUUUUGUUGAAAAUGGAUAUCCGUCACUAAGGUUUCCAAAUAUGGUCAAAAUGAAUAUUCACGAGCAUUGAACGCGAGUUACACGUUUCAACCCCUUAUGGGUUUCUGGUAUUAUACACUUCGGCUAUUCAUCGAAAUUUUUCAAACAACAUUUCCAAAUUCCAAUUCGACCAGGAAUAUAUGGUAGAAGAAGAACUAGUGCUUGGAUGUGCUACUUCUAAAUCGUUUUUUAUUUAUUUCCGUUAGCUGUCGCAAUGUCCACACCAUAAAAAUCUGAAACUACAUACAUGUCGAUUCGUGCCAUAUUUUUUGAAAGGCGCGUCUCUUGAUUGGCCAUAUUGUGGAAUAAGAAUUCAUGAUGGAAUAAAGAGAUCAAAGAGAUUUGUCCCAAAUUUCUGCGUAUUCUUAUUCCAGAAUAUCAAUCGCGCGCACCUUCAGUUUGUAGACAAACUUGGUGAAAUUUCAAAGACUUAAAAUGACUGGUUUGUUAGCAACUAGGGAAUUGGCACGUAUUUGCUUACUGCUCUAUCUACAAUGUACCAUAACCUGUUUUGUGUCUCUUUACCAAUGCAGGUGACUGUACUGUUGCGAACAAUCUCGUUCGUGAAAGAUCCGAAUUUCCUUACUUUGUACCUACGUGAGGUACUUCUCAACAGGUAAUAUUGUUAUUUUUCUUCUGGGUCAAGUUUAUCUUUUUCCUCUUUCCCUCGCAGCAGUCCUGAGGUACUUGUUACGCUAUUAUAAGUAAAAUUAUUACUGGACAGUUAAAUUUCUAAAAUAGUCGUGCUGUUGCAGUUUACUUAGGUUUCAUGCCAAGGAAAUCUUGAGCCAAGGAAAUCUUGAAUGUCAGAUUUAAGUUAAUUUAGAGCAUUUUAUAGAAAACUGAUGUCAGUGGAUCCAAACAGCGUUUCAUUUCAAAUAGCAAUGGGACAACUUAGUCCAGGUGGGAAUUUUGCGGAAAAAAAAUACCGACCUCCGCAGACCAUCCACUUUGCCAAACUUUGGCCGCAUGGUUGACCCGAUUGAAACUAACCAUUAUUAAGAAAUGCUUGUUUUCAGUCCCAUUUCACUAUGAAGUAACCAAAAUUUCGGGCAAAACAUAGAUGCUUGAAAACGCUUUCCUUUUCCACUGGUCUCUGACAGGUCAGUCGGGCAUAAUGAAAGGCACCCUGUCUUCUGUUCCAAUAUGUUAAACUGCUCUCUGUUGUCAUUUGAAACUGAAGUGUACUUUGUUGUUAUGUACCUUUUGACCCUCCCCUCCCACAGGUACAGCCGUAGUCUUCCUAAGUUCUUGUGUGGUGUCUAUGAGGGACUGAUGAUGCGCCCGCCAAGAGAGGUGUUGUCGCCGUCCAGAUGGUCAAGUGAUGAGGAGUCGCCUGUCAGACGCUCUGUUAACUCUGUCUCCAGUGCGAAACAGGACUCAAGUCAACCAAGGUAACUUAGUGCACCUUUACAGGUAAAGGGGAAUACAAGGGAAGCUACGCUCCGGUAAAAAAGGGUCAAAAGAAAUAAAAACUCUUGAAGUAAAUUCCGCUAGGCUAAAUCAGGCGUUCAACAGACACAAGUUUUGAAACUGACUGAAGUCUAUUGUAUUCUUCUGCCCCCUGUUCCUAAAUUAUUUCAAUCAAUGACCAAAUCAGAGGGGACCUGUAAACUAGCUGGAUAAGCAAAGUGCACCCUGCACUAGUACCAUAAACAAGCCUUUAAACCUCUUUUUAACAAAAGCUAUCAAUUGAUUGAUAAAGUUUACUUUAGGAGCAGCGGAUGUCGUGUUCUGACCCGACAUAUGAGUAUUUCUGAUGUGGCUGGGAAAAGAAGAGAAAUCGUGGUGCCUGCAAGAGCGAAACCUAAAGAAAAAGAUAAGAAAAAGAAGGAAAAGUCACAAGGGAAUAAUAUUGCAAGAGGUUUGAAAACUAUGUUAAAUUGCCGAAGCGUUAGCUAAAUACUUGUACAUGUGUAGUGUUACACUUUCUGGCACAAGACACUUAAAAAGAAAAUAUAUCUUGCUGUCCGAGGCCGAUUGCACUGUUAAGCAAGGGAAACCCAGUAACUUGUAGCCUGUAGCGAGCAAACACUGCUUGCGCGUUAAAAUCCCCCGUAACACUUGUGUUCUUUUAACGAAGGGAACCAGCCAUCGACCAUCUCUGAAAAGAGGACGACCUUUGGAGUACGCUGUCAUUCUUUGUUUUCUAAUACUCCGUAAAACACUCCGUUUGCCUCUCCCUUUUUUGCAUAAACUAUUCAGUGUUUUUAAAUGCUCCUGGGAGGUCUGCAUAUUCCCAACAGCACCUGAAAACAAUACCAAGUGCAAAAUUUUCAUAGGGGGAUUCAAAAAUAGUCACUGAGUACUGAAGAUGACUCGGGAUUCAUAUUUCGCUCCUUUAAGAAAAGAACGAAAGGAAUAACUAGUACAUAAUUUUCAAGACAGCGUUUUUGCGUCUUUGGUUUCUUUAGUGGAGAUGUCUCCUAUUUUUAUGAACAGUGACUACCUUACGUUUCAUUGAACACAAUGAAUUACUCACUUUAUAGGAGAAAGCAAGAAGCAGGAGAAAACCGCUAAGGGCCAAAAAACACCGGUGAAAUUGGUGAGACGGAAUCUUUUUACGGAAUCAGAGGGAGCUAAUGAAAACAAAUCAGCCGACAGAGUGCCAAGAAAAAGAAAACUUUCAGAGGAAGGGAAAAAGGAUGAGAGAAGACGCCGGUUUCAUCGGAGAAACACUGUGGGUGAGUUAUAAAAUAUAAGAGCAUUGCCUUCUGAGCAUGAAAUCUACCCGGUUGGCUUUCCUCAAUGCAAACAGUUGUUCUUUCUUUGCCGGUAUUCGCUUUGGUCUUGCAGGGCUCAAAACAUUUUUGGGACCGAUGCUGGUCGUGUUGACCGACCAAACAAGUUUUAGCUUGGUCACGUCUCUCUUCCGACCGUUCAAAAUAUUAAAAGAAAACACAAUAAUAACUCGAACGCACUAACCUAAUAAGCAAAAACAUAAUGUGAAAAAAGACGCUUGUUCUCUUGAAACCUAAUGGUUUGAAAGUGUAUUUUUUUCUUUUCUUGUGGCUUAUUAACGUGUCAGGUCAAGAUGACCGGCGAACCGAAAGUUUGUCCGGACAAAUGGUCAUCUUGGCCGGACAUUGUCCGUUGACCAGCCGCUAUUUUGACCCCUGGUCUUGUAACUUUUGCUUGGUGUAAAUUUUAUUAUGCUGCCUAGGUUGCAAUCUCAACAUUUUCUUUUGAGUUUCCAGCAGCAGCCGCCUAGUAUUUUAUUCACGAGUGAACUAAAAAAAUGGCGUUCACGGCUAUUCGAAGACGAAAUAGCUGAAUUUCUGACUAAAACUGAAUAGAAGAAAUACCAGACUACGCAAAACAUAUUGCUUGGUGGAUAUUAUCUACUUUGUAAGGAGUAUAUAUAUCCUGAAACCGCGCCGAGAAGUAGGCCAAAGUGUAGAAGAAAGUCUACGAGGAAGUAAGCUUGUUAAUCCUCCUCGACCUGCACAUUUCUUCACAUCCUACUCAGCCUAAUUCAAUUGCUAAAUAAUAUAUGAUUACUUUUUUCAGUACUUCAGUGUAUAGUACACAACAGGGGUAAUUUUCAGUAAAAUUUUUAUCAAGGGAAAGGAAAUUUAGUUCGACUAAGCAGGGAAUUCGAGUUAUCUGAGUUCGAGUUAACCCGCGUGGGGUGAAAUCCGAGGGAAAUGGAUUUAGUUCAAGUUAGCUGGGACUUGGAGUUAUCCGAGUCCGAGUUGUCGGGGUUCUACUGUAUUUUGAUUAUUUGAUUUUAAUUACUCUAAUAAAGUGUCUGUAUACUAGCUAGAAAACUAAGUGCACUCCCCUGUUAAACCGUUUUAGAUGAAAAACUUUUUAAAUUCAUUUCCAGCUUCAUUCUCAAAAGCCUGUGUCCAAGAGACACCAGCCCACAAACAAGUGUCUAAUGCUUUGUGGCGUAAACAAGAUCGUGCCAGGUGAGACUAAAGAAUACCAAAUAGGUAUUGAGAUCAUGAGUUUAUUGAAUUAGAUACCAUCUUUAGAAAAAAGAAGACCUUUUUGUUGAUUCAAAGAAUAAAGAGGUUCUUUCAGUUAAAAACCUGUUUUGAUGUGUUCCGGAUCUGACACCACGUUAAGCCAAACCUGACAAUUCUGUUUGGUCUUACUCGCCUUUAUGAGCCUUUUAAGCGUUUACUGGUAUGAUCGCGCGAUCUGAGAGAAAAACGCAAAAUUGGUCCCAAAUGGACAAAGACACCAGGAAAUUCUUCUCCGGAGGACGAGCUUUUGAGCGAGGAAGUGGACGACUUAGCGGUAGAACCAAGAUCGUCAGUGAUGGUUUAUUUGCUGUCCUACAAACCAUGAACAAGAGCAAUGUUCAGGUUCCCGGGCCAUUUCGUACGUGACUCACCAGCUUCAGAUCAAUGACUCAGAAUUCCAAUCAAACUUCACCUUACAGGUUAGGUAAGGUGUAAGGUUCGCUUAAAAUAGAAUUGUGAUACAAUUGCAAGAAAAAUUGCUUACCCCAGUAGUGCAACAGUAGUGCAACAAGGACUUCAGAAAAAUUAGCAUCGCUUUGUUCAGUAGUUCAUCAAAACUCUCCAUUGUUUCGUUUGUGUUUCAGGAAACGUUCUCGUGUUGAUUCCGAGGUGCAUGUGUUACAGGAGUCGCCAUUGAAGGAGCUGCAAGCAGGUUACGUGUCUUCUUGAUUGACUCUGGAAGCGACAGAAUUACAAGCUAUAAGAUAUCAACUCAGUUCUCAGAGAUGACCUCCUUAGUUUGAUUUUGGGACGAACUGUGCAGCACUGGCGCAAACGUUUCCCAUUGCGCUGAACUAUUUAAUAUUUUGCGCAUCAGUGAGGUUCAUAAAGUUGACUCCUUAAUCACGGAGUUAUUUUGUUAUAACCUACCGUAAGUCUUAAAAAUCGACAGUUUACACUUGAGAUAUUCAAGUCGCGGUUUGAUUUCUUCCACCUGCAAUCAUCCAUUGCGUACAUAUACCGGGGGAAAAAGAUGAGAAAUAUCAGGACGAGAUAUCCUCAUAUGAAGUAGUAAAGUGGUACUUCUUAGUAGUAAUUGGCGACUUAAUGUUAGGUUGCUGAGAAGGAAAUAACUUUGGUUGAAUUUAGACUUUGGUCAAAUACUUUUCCUUCCUUCUGUCUUAGUUUCCGUUUUUAAACCAGACGAGUCUAAGACGACUUUAACGUCUCUGGUAUGAAAACGGCCAUUAGUUCAUCAAUGCUACACAUAGUGCUCGUCGCUCCUUAAUUCGAGACUAAAGUUGCAUCUCUUUCUCUCUCUUUGCAGUAGACAGCCUUCCUCGCCGAAGCCCGCGAAGACACCCUGGGAUGAUCUUUCAGCGGAGCCAGUCAUUUUAUGGUCGCUCUAACAGUGCUGGCCCACUGACCAGAACCCAGUCCUUUACUGGUGUAAGGCCUCGCGAAUCACCGAAGAAGGAGCCCGCUGAAGCUUUGGAAAGUCCUGCUAGGAAGACGCCACAAAAGUUGACGUUCGCAGCUGUAUCGCCGCUGCGGUUUUCUCCUAGGCACAAGCGAAAGUUUUCGCUUCACAGCGUGUUGAGUACGGCAAAGGAAUGCGACCAAAAAGAAGACAGUUCAAAGAAACCUCAUAAACCGACUACACCUAAAAGACAAAUAAAGGCUCCCACUAGAUCAUCUCCAAGGCUUUUAAAAAAGCGCUCCUUCUCCUGUAUCGGAUUUUCGUCUGUUCCGUUUCCUGGGGAUAAUGAGCAGAAGUUUAAUCCACUCGGUCUAGAGUCACCUGUCCGGGGUUCUCCACAGAUUACUGCCGGGCACAAAUCCCCGAGGUUAAAAGGCCACACACAGUCACAUGAUCCUGAGUCACUGGAGCAAUUGGAUAGGCUUCCAAAAGCACACGAAGAGAACCUAGGGACACCCAUGAAGAAUAUGACUAGUCCAGCUGUUCGCAGCUCGCCAAGAUUACUGGAGAAACGUGAUAAGGGCGAAUAUUCCAAAGAAGUAGCAGGAGACUCUUCGUGUAAACCAACAGAUUCCAAGGUCGCAGAGCCUGUAACGGCUUCUCCAAGCCCAAGUAAACAGAACGUGACGGUACCCAAAACCCCAGUGAGAGAUCAUCGUUUUGAAGAGUGCGUGGUGCGUUUGACUCCUUUAAGGGGACCGUUAAAAUCUCCAGUGCACAUAAGACCUCAAGACUUCAAUGAAACUAUUGUUAGCCCAGGUGGAAAGAGGAGUAGCUUGAACGAGACUACACAGAAUGGUGAAAGUUCACCGCAUUCAUCAACUAGACUUUCAGGAAGUUCGUUUGACUUCCCUGAACACCAGGGUAAGCGCUUGUCACUAAAACUGAGGAAGAAGACUCCGAUGAGUAAAAGCGCAAAAGAAUGUACGGGAUCUACGAGCCAAGGCACGGAGUGGUUCAUUUGUUUAACAGAGGAAAGUCAAGAAGACUGCAAAAUCUCCUCAACAUCCUCACGGUCAUCAUUAACCCCUGCAGAAGGAAAGCACAGCUCCGAAGCUCAGUUCAAGUCGCCUGCUUUAUCUCGUGGAUCGCUUGAAAAAGGAGGGCACUCUCACGUUCCCACACAGUGUAAGUCACCUGAUUUGAUUCGUGGAUCGUCUGUGUCAAGAGGGAACGGCCCUGUAGCACAGUUCAAGUCGCCUCCUCGUAGAUCGCCUGUGAGAAAAUGCUCGUUGCAGAAUCAAUCUCCGCAGCUUUCAACUCCUCCUGUCAAGAAAGGAAAAAGGAAACGCAAUGGUCACUCAAUCGGUGCAUGCAAUUCAGCUGCUGGAAGCAAGAGCUCAAGUCCACUCAAUCAGCUUUUACGCCAGCAAAAACGGAAGCGGUGCUUUUCAAGUUCUCCAGUGGACAAAUGUUCCAGCGAGUCUAUUUACUCGCAUAAGCGUGACACCCCAAGCAAAAACGUGAGGGCGAGGACUUCAUUGCAAGGGGUGAAUACUAAGGUACCUAGUCCUAUUGCUAUUGAGAAUAUUUCUAGGUCAUCGGCAAAGGGGGAUGGCUGGCUUACAGAAAUGGAUAAUAGUUUGCAACGGCCAGGAGCUGAAGAAAGCCAAACUGCAUCCUCACCUCCGAAGAAAAAGCGAAGAAUUGACAAAUCCGUUGUCUUUGGUAGAAAACAUACUCGAAAAGAAAAGAAAACCAAAAAGGAAAGGGCGAACUCCUUCUUAAGCAGUGACACCAGUUUUGAAGAGGAAGACGAAGUGUGUCAAAGUCCAGGCUCAAUGGCUUCCAGUCUUAGGCGGCGUCACAUGAACAAGACACCAUUAUCUGCUAGCAGCAUUAAAAUUUUACAAGAAUCGCCAUUACUUUGUAAUAGCACAGGGAGUAAACACACUCGGAAAGCAGAGAAGGUGAAAACGGAAAAUGCGAAUUCCUGUUUAAGUAGUGACACCAGUUUUGAAGAGGAAGAUGAAGUAUUUCAAAGUCCAGGCUCAGUGGUUUCCAGCUUCAAGCGGCGUCACAUGAACAAGACACCAUUAUCUGCGAGCAGCAUUAAAAUUUUACAAGAGUCGCCAUUGCUUUGUAACAGUACAGUAUCUCCUCCUUCCCGCUUUCGGAAUUUUUCUGAUCUCUCUCCGAAAUCCGAGCGGUACGGUGGAAAGGGGAGACUUUCUCGGCGCAAAUUCGGGAUCUUGUCUGGUCACAACGAGGAAUGUGUUUCUCAUGCCUUUGUCGAGGACCAAGAGGAACCCAUAGGCUUCAAUUUGAGAAAACGACUGAAAGUGAGCACAAGUUAA
This is a messenger RNA of Porites evermanni, 21703 nucleotides long. The record is from the annotation of a GenBank genome assembly. NCBI's taxonomy places the organism in Eukaryota, Metazoa, Cnidaria, Anthozoa, Scleractinia, Poritidae.